CAGAGUGGAUGUAUGGUUAGGACUGUGGCAUCUGGUCGCGCCACUGGGUGAGGGAAAAGGGCCGCGCCGGUGCCGCACGACAGCGCUAUGACCAUCGCAAUGAUAGCCAAUCAGGACCCACAGGAGGGCCCACCUAAUACCCCACCUCAGGGAGGGGAUGGAGAAGUGCUGGGUGAGGGGGAAGGGGAGGAGAUGGGAGCAGGUGAACCAGACUUUCCAUUGGCUGCCUUGGCUCGGCUAGAUGAGAUGAUCCAUCGGCAAAGAUGGGUCGUACCAGUCUUGCCAAAGUGUGAGCUGGAGCUUCUCUUGGAUGCCUCCAUUGAUUUGUGCACCCGUGGUUUGGACACAAGAAGUGAAGCAUGCCAGAGGUUCUUCCGUGAGGGUCUUACUAUCUCAUUCACUAAAAUUCUUACGGAUGAAGCGGUUAAUAGUUGGAAAUUUGAAAUUCAUAGGUGUAUUCUCAAGAACUGCGAAAAAUUAAUUGAACUGGUGGUAGUGAAACUGCACCAAGACUGGUUUCCCUUACUUGAUCUGCUUGCAAUGGUGCUCAAUCCUAAUUCCAAGUUCCACACCUUCAAUGGAACCCGCCCCUCGGAGACAGUACCUCAGGGGUCCCAGAUUCCAGACUCUGAGCUAUUUGCUCGGCCUCCUGACCCUAGGAAUCCUAGGGGUUGGCUGGUAGAUCUUAUCAACCUCUUUGGCAAACAUGGAGGCUUCCAGAUUCUCCUAGAAAGAUUCCAAUCUGGCAAGAAUCUAUCGGUUCCAGUGAUUUGUGCUCUCCUCCGACCAUUUGGCCUAUGCUAUGAGAUGCUCACAAUACCUACUAUAGAAAAAUAUUUCAUGUCUAUUGUAGAGGUAGUCCCAGCCUUCUUAGAAAACCUCACUGAUGAUGAAUUGAAGAAAGAAGCCAAGAAUGAGGCCAAGAACGAUGCACUGUCAGCAAUUAUCAAAGCCAUUAAGUGCCUGGUGUCCCGAGUGCCCAGUCAGGAGGAGACGGCCAAGAACUUGGAAAUAUUUAGGUUGAAAAUGAUACUCAGGUUAUUGCAAAUAUCAUCCUUUAAUGGGAAGAUGAAUGCUCUGAAUGAAGUAAACAAAGUGAUUACCAAUGUGUCCUAUUACUCCCACCGUCAUGGACCUUUUGAGGAAGAGGAAUGGCUGACAGCAGAGCGCAUGGCAGAAUGGAUCAAGGAGAAUCGUGUCCUACAGAUUGUAUUGCGUGAUUCACUUCAUCAGCCUCAGUAUGUAGAAAAAUUAGAGAAGAUCAUUCGCUUUAUCAUCAAGGAGAAGGCUUUGACUCUAGAGGAUCUAGAUGAUAUCUGGGCAGCACAGCACGGGAAACAUGAGGCCAUUGUGAAAAAUGUGCAUGAUCUCUUGGCCAAACUUGCAUGGGAUUUUUCCCCAGAACAACUUGAUCACCUUUUUGGAUGCUUCCAGACAAGCUGGAGUCAAGCUAGUAAAAAACAACGUGAGAAACUUUUAGAAUUAAUUCGAAGACUAGCAGAAGAUGACAAGGAUGGUGUCAUGGCUCACAAGGUAUUAACUCUGCUGUGGUCCUUAGCACAUUCAGAUGAUGUUCCAACAGAAAUAAUGGACCAGGCUCUAAAUGCUCAUGUAAAGAUUUUAGAUUAUUCAUGCUCACAGGAUCGAGACACCCAGAAGAAGCACUGGCUUGACAGAUGUGUGGAGGAGCUCAAGCAUGAUAAGUGGGUCCUCCCAGCACUGAAACAAAUAAGAGAGAUAUGUUGUUCAUACAGUGAGGCUCCACCUAACUUCUCACAACACCAGCGCCCAACUCCACACGUCAGCUACCGUCAUGAUGUUAUAUCCAAGCUACAGAAUCAGCACUCACUCGUGGUCCUUGUGGCAGAUAAUCUCACCACUUACAUGAAGAAUAUUAGACUAGCUGCCAAGGAAAAUCCAGACCUGAAUCCAGCAGAAAUAAUUCCAGAUGGGCGAUACAACCAUAUUUGUCAAGUUCAGGAGCGGCUAAAUUUUCUCAGGUUUCUGUUAAAGGAUGGUCAGUUAUGGCUGUGUGCACCUCAGGCCAAACAGAUAUGGAACUGCUUGGCAGAAAAUGCUGUCUUCACUGUUGACAGAGAAUCGUGCUUUAAGUGGUUUUCAAAGUUAAUGGGUGAUGAACCAGAUCUUGAUCCAGAGAUUAAUAAAGAUUUCUUUGAAAACAAUAUAUUGCUUCUGGAUCCCUCACUGUUGACUGAAAAUGGCAUGAAGUGCUUUGAUAGAUUUUUCAAGGCUGUUAAUUCAAAAGAGGGCAAGCUGGUUUUGAAGAAACGUGUAUACCUCAUGGAUGAUGUUGACCUAAUUGGUGUUGACUAUGUUUGGAGGGUUGUACUCUGUGGAACUGAAGAUAUUGCUAGCCGUGCCAUUGAACUUUUGCGAGAGACAUUCACUAAUCUAGGACCAAGACUCCAAGCAAAUCAAGUCAUUAUUCAUGAUGACUUUUUGUCUAGUUGUAUGUCCCGGCUAAAGGCAAUGUAUGACACUGUAUCAGUGUUAGAUCGGGAUAAAGACUCGGUUAACAGAAUUAGGCAAGAGACUACAAGAAUGUGUCGUGUCCUUAAAGUUUUAUAUGAAUAUGUAUCAGAAUGCGAUGGUGAUUUUGGAGAUGAUCGCUCGAUUUUGCCACUUGGAAGAUCAUCAAGGGGCAAGCAUUUGUCGCUCUUGGUACGUUUCCCUGUGCAGGGUCGGCAACCAGAUGAACUAGAUGUUUGGACUCAUACCAAUGAUACUAUGGGAGCCAUCAGAAGACAGGUUUUGCACCGUCUGAAGUCAACAGCUCCAAAUGUAAAAGUCGAACUCUACCUGAACACUGACCCCAUAGAUCCAGUUGAUGACAAGAAGAUUAUAGCACAUAUGCCUCUUAGAGAUAAAAUGGUAUUGACAGCUAAGCUAGUCCAAGUCGGAAGUAACAUGCCAUCAUCUCCAGACAGUUCCUCCGAUUCUUCAACAGGUUCCCCACAACACCCGUAUGAGGGACCUAAUGUUGAUGCAGAAAAUUGUCUUCCUGGUGUUAUAAUGUCAGGCCAAGCAAAGUAUACACAAUUCCUCCUGCAAUUAGCGGACUUGGGCUGCACUUUACAACUACCACAGUUGAGAGAUAGUGCACGUGCUCUCCUUGAAAUAAUGCCAGCAGACCAGUACACAGUUAACAAUUUACGAACUCUGUGUAUGGAGCAUGCAAAGAUUGGAGACCAGAACAUGUCUCCUUCUUUAGAGAGUAUUGUCUUUUCACCUUCUCCAUCACAAGUCCUCUAUAACUUGCAGGUAUUAUAUUCUCUCCUCAUGCCUGCACAUAACCCUAUGUCAGAAAAGGCACAUGAAUUCCAGUACAAUUUCAUGAAAAGUGGAGGAGUAAAGCUUAUCAUUGAUAUGCUGUCCAAAAACAACUUCCUUUCAAACACAGACAUGCCCACCAAAAGAUCAGCCUUCUUAGUGGUAUUGAAGCUGGCAAAGUUGGCAUUUGUGACUGUAGGGUAUGCCAUUGUUGGUGUUGUAGCUGGAGCCGUGACUUCAAGUGGCACAACUACAACUGGGAGUAAUGGCGGCUCAGAGGGGUCUUCUCCAACAGGAGCUGUAAGUUUGGCAGCAUCCACGCACACACAAGCUUUAGUGCUCCAAGAAGCACUGCAUCACAUCCCCAACCCAGCCUCAGACUGCAUGGUGCGGAAUGUGGCAUCGCGUCUGGCGCAAUCGCUUCACGACCAGGUCACUAUCACAUCAUGUCUCUGGGCGCACUUUGUAACUGGUGUGGUCCCUGACAUGAGUGUGGUCAGAGCUAUUCUUAAAAUUACCUGGGCUUCAGCAGCUGGCCAGGGCCAUCUUAUCACAUCAUCUCUUGAUGAAAUUGAAAAGGCAGCAGAGAGACCACCCACAAAACCUCCAGAUCCAGAGGACCUAUGUGUGUGCCGUGAGGGUCUGGAAACACUAUCAGUAGUUCUAGCCCUUUAUCCCCCUGCACUUGAAACCUUGACCAAGGACACCCAGUUCCACAAACUUGUGAUGGGGUUGGUGUUAGUAGGCGGUGAGCGAAGCAUACGGCAGUGUGCAGUGGAGCAACUCUUACUUAUGGCUACCAAAUGCUCGAACUCGCCCCACACCCUCGUCGUCUUUAUCGUCAUGCUGUUCAAUGUUCUCAAUGGCCUCAAUAGCGAGUACUCGAAAGAAUAUUUUCAGCUGUUGUGUGGAUUACUAAACUGGGCGUGUGUAUCGAGUGUGACUGUAACAGGUGUUGACCGCCUACUAACCACGGAAGUGGAGUGGUUGAAGAAUGUCAGAGCCAGUGUAGCUCAGAUGGCCCAAGGUGGACCAGAGCCCCCAGUAGAUGAAACUUUGUUGGAAGGCCAUCUCUGUGUAACUAGGGAGCUUGUAGCCUUCCUCCCUCCUGAGAAGAAAUAUGAAAUUGGUGGUGAUCCUUCCAAAGGAAUUUUUCUCAUUAGGGAACUUGUAGAAGACUUUAUAUUCCCAUUUUCUAAGGUGUACCUUCAAUUAGAGCAUGCCGCAGAGAUGCCUGCUGAGCAGGCCAUACCAGUGUGCUCAACUCAACCGACUGUGAUAGCAGCAUAUGAACUCCUAGUCACUUUAUGUACUGGCUGUGUCCCAAACCUCAAACUGCUGGCAGAAAUGCUCACCAAUAUGUAUUAUUCAGACUGCGAUGAGAGUAUUGGGGAAUGGGAAUAUCUUCCUCCUGUAGGCCCACGACCUAUGAAAGGUUUUGUGGGUUUAAAGAAUGCUGGGGCCACAUGUUAUAUGAAUUCUGUCCUCCAACAAUUAUACAUGAUCCGACAAAUAAGACAUGGGGUCCUAGCAGUGGAAGGCGCAGCAACAGAUCCAGAGGAAGACUUCAGUGGUGAGGAAAGAAUGGAACAAGAGACCAACCUUGAUGGUAAUGAAGAUGAUGCCAUGAGUAGUAGUUCCAAUGAAGAGAGCAGGAAGGAAUACCAUAUUGGUAUACUAAAACAAGUGCAAGCCAUCUUUGCACAUCUGGCAUGUUCCAAGCUCCAAUAUUAUGUUCCCAGAGGACUUUGGAAACAUUUUAAAUUGCAAGGGGAACCUGUAAAUUUGCGUGAACAACAUGAUGCUUGUGAAUUUUACAAUAUUUUAGUCGAGAGCUUGAAUGAGGCUCUAAAGGCAUUAGGACAUGAACAAAUAAUGAACAAGAUUUUAGGAGGAUCAUAUUCAGAUCAGAAGAUCUGUAAAACUUGUCCACAUAGAUAUUCACGUGAGGAAACCUUUACGGUCAUCAGCAUAGAUAUCCGAAACUACAGCAACUUAUAUGACUCACUUGAACAGUAUGUUAAGGGAGACCUUUUAGAGGGGGACAAUGCCUACCUAUGUGAAAAAUGUGACAAAAAGGUUGAUACCGUGAAACGGAUAUGUUUAAAGAAACUACCCCCAAUUUUAGCAAUUCAACUGAAAAGAUUUGACUAUGACUGGGAAAGAGAAUGUUCAAUCAAAUUCAAUGAUUACUUUGAGUUUCCACGUGAGUUAGAUAUGGACCCAUAUACAGUUGCUGGACUCGCUAGAAAUGGAGAACUCAUAGACUAUGACCCAGAAGAUAUGAAGACAGUGAUAUGUAGCAAGUACAAGUUGACAGGCAUUGUGGUCCAUAGUGGUCAAGCAAGUGGAGGGCACUACUAUUCAUACAUUCUUCACAGAAAUGGAAAUGACCAGCGAUGGUACAAGUUUGAUGAUGGAGAGGUUACAGAAUGUAAAAUGGAUGAUGAAGAAGAAAUGAAAAAUCAGUGUUUUGGUGGUGAAUACAUGGGCGAGCAAGUAUUUGAUAACAUCAUGAAAAGAGUUAGUUAUCGGAGACAGAAGCGAUGGUGGAAUGCUUACUUGCUGUUCUACACUCGACUAGAUGUGGAGGAAGAUAAUCUCUGCAACUCUAUAAAUGAGCUCAGCAUAGCAGAACGCCCAGGAUUGAUAAAGAUGCCAAGUGCCAUCGAGCGAUCAGUGGUGCGGCAGAAUGUUAGGUUUAUGCAUUCCCGCUCCCAGUUUUCUCCAGAGUACUUCCAAUUCCUCAAGAAACUUAUAUUGACCAAUCAACCAUAUGUACUACCAGCACCACAGGACAGGAUUGUUGAGAGUGAGGAGAUAGCUAUGAUUAGUACACAGUUAUGCAGCAAGUUCCUCUUUUCUGUGGGGUUGCAUACAAAGAAGACUUUACGUGGACCAGCGCCAGAGUGGUAUGAUGCCCUGCAGGUAAUGGUUUUGCUUUUACUCUUUCCUGUUGUAUUCACUUUGGGAAAAUAUGGCCUUGAUAUGGCAAGUGGGAGCUGCACACUAAGUGACCAGUUGUUGGUAGCUGUGUUGCAGCUGCUGAACAAGGAUGUAUCAGAACAUGGUCGUCAUCUUACUCAGUAUUUUCAUCUUUUCAACCUAUAUGCAUCAUUGGGUCCUCCAGAGAAGUUGCAGCUGUUGAAGUUGAAUGUGGUUGAGAUGUUUAUGUUGGUGGCUUUAGAUGAAGGACCAGGACCAGCCAUAAAAUAUCAAUAUGCUGAACUUGGGAGAUUAUAUCAGGUGGUUUCCCAGUUGAUAAGGUCUUGUGAUGUCUCCCAAAAACAACAGUCUUCACAACCAAACACUGCACCAUUGCCCAAUCCGCAUGGAGAUCCAGCAUGUGCAGAACCUCUUAUGCCAAUUCAGCCCAAGGUUGUAGAAAUCCUUUAUGGAAGAGCAACGUAUGUGAAAAAGAUAAUUGAAGAUGCUAACAGCUCUGAAGACACAGUGAAGCUCCUCAAGUUCUGUUGUUGGGAGAAUCCCCUCUUUUCUUCCACGGUGCUCUCGGAACUCCUGUGGCAGAUAGCCUAUUCCUAUACUUAUGAGCUACGACCCUACUUAGACCUACUUUUGCAUAUGCUGCUACUCGAUGAUUCUUGGCAGAACCACAGAAUUCACAAUGCACUUAAAGGUAUCCCAGAUGACAGAGAGGGCUUGUUUGAUACUAUCCAGAGGAGUAAGAACCAUUACCAGAAGCGAGCCUAUCAGUGUAUAAAGUGUAUGGUAGCUCUAUUCUCUUCCUGUCCUGCUGCUCAGCAGAUGCUUCACUCCAAUGGUGAUCUAAAGAGGAAAUGGACCUGGGCGGUAGAUUGGCUGAACGAUGAACUAGACCGUCGACCAUAUGCAGCAGCCAAUCAGCAAUAUGGAUUCAGCAAUUGGUCUCCACCUGCACAAAGUAAUGAAACUAGCAAUGGCUACUUCUUGGAGCGUUCACCUAGUGCUCGUUCAACGCUGGAAAAGGCCUACGAAUUGUGCCCUGAGGAUGAGCCAGAGGCAGAAGAGGGUGAAGAGGCAGAGGUAGCAGUUCCAGAAGAAGUUGCACCCCUUCCUCCUGUAUCUGACCCAGUGCAGCAACAACAACAACAGCAGCAGCAGCAGCAGCAGCAGCAGCAACAGCAGCAGCAACAGCAGCAGCCACAGCAACAACAGCAGCAACAACAGCAGCAACAACAGCAGCAGCAGCAGCAGCAGCCACAGCAGCAGCAACCUGGGCAGCAGCAGCAACAACAGCCUCAGCAGAAGCUACCACCUACCUCAGGACCUCAGCCUUGUAGUUCCCAGUUGAAUUCAACCAAGGAUUCUCCAGUUAGUACACAGAAUAGAAGCCACAGCGGUGGUUCCUUAACAGUUAACAGUGGAAACAGCAGUAAUACCAGCAUUGGUGACAACAGUGCUCCAAAUAACCCCUUGACCACAACAGCAACUACCAUAGUUGGAGCACCUACUGCUAGUACCACCACAACUACCAAUACUACCAGCAGUCAAGGAGGAAACCAGACAACCACCACGAGCAUUAACACCAGCAUUAGUAGUAUCACAAGUAGCAGCAGCAGUAGCAGCACUACCACCAAUAGCACUAAUAAUGUUGGAGGCACAAACAAGACCUCCACGCCAUCACCACAGUCCACCCCAAAUCUCCCACCCACCAUGCAGGAGAACCCGCAGGAGAACUAAACCACACAUUCGGAAUUUAAAUUUGCUUAGAGAGGGAAGAAAAAUUUGUAUGCAAAUGAAACAUUAGUUUCAGUUGUUUGGCAUUAAAUACUUGGGAGGAUGGACUUGUUUGCCAAUGCUGUUGUGUAGUGCUGCACCAAGGGGGAAAGGUCACACAAGAGAAUGACGCAACAUGGAUGUGAAGAUUCUCAUUUCAUUAUAUGAGUCUGACCAAGAGUGAAUCACUGCUUGAUUCAUUUUUUAUAUGGCAGUGUACAAGAGCACUUGCAAAGGACUUUCGUUAUUUAUCUUCAGAAGAAAAAGUAUAUACAUAUGAUUGUAAAUAAAUAAAGAAUGGCAGUGAGAUAAAUUGCUGAAAGAAGAUUGUUCCUUCUGCUCAAAGUGUAUGUUGGGACCCUUCCUGUAUAUCAUGUGACUUUGGUGAUCACAAGUUCACAGCAGAACUAUAUGUAGAGAAGUGGUGUGAAUAUAUCACCAAUGAUUAUUUAUAUGGAAAUUAAGUGUAAGCGUUACCGGUGAACCAUGGAGGGUGGGAGGAUGGAGCCACCUGUGUACCUAGUGACAAUUAUGGAAGUCAAACGAAUGUCUGUAUUUUUGCACCUUGAUUUCCGUAGCAAGUGGCUUUUGAAAUUCAUUCUGUAGGAGAAGCUUUCUGAGAAGUUUAAAGUAUCUUACAUGUGUUAUAUUCUUAAAAAUCUGUCCUUUUUUACUGAGUAAUAUCCUUUUCAUAAAUACACUAGUAAGGGUGUGCUUAAUUCAGUAUUUUAAGUAUCAAAUUUUCCUGUGUACCUACGGAAAGACUCCACAAGUGACUAGUCAAGCAGUGAGUAGUGGAAGCCCCUAAGCCAGCCAGCUGUUCUAUUCUGGACUUAGAAGGUAGCACCAACCUACUGAGUCCAGAGCUUGUAAACAAGUGGUGCCACAUUUAGGUGUCACAGUGCAAUGUACAGGUGUUGCAGUGCCACACAUGUGUCGCAGUACAACUGGCUGGCUGCUUCUGUAGAAGAGCAUCAUGGCCAUCAUGGUCCGAGUGCCAACACCAUGUGAACUACUUUGUCAGAUGGGGAAGCACUGUUAGCCUCCUAGCACAUCACCUGCUGUUGCAAAGUGCAAUGUUUGAAAAAAAAAAAAAAAAAAAAGAUAUAUAUAACUCACUAGUUUUAGUGAAUUUUUUUGUAGUGGGAUUGAGGCAGUGCCUGUGAAUAUGAAUGAAGUACAGUGAUCCAUAGGAAAUGUGAAAGGAACAGUGAGGCUCAAAGCUUGAAUUCCAAGUUUGUGGAUUCCACUUCAUGGUAUGCUUGAAUUCUGGCAAAUAUUAGCAUCGAGAUAUCUUUUUCUGCUGUUGAUGCCAUGGUUUGGAGAAAUGAUAGCUGUGUAAGAAUCCAUAUCCUAGAAACAUUUGAUACUCCAACAUUAUCUGCAGUUGAAUAUUACUCUUUGCUGACCGGCAUUUCAAGUCACACCCCGCACCAGUCAACCAAGCAUCUUUUUCAGCUUGGAGUACUGCGACUCUUGUAUCAUUGUGAGAACGUUGGUCAUUGCAAUCGGUAGGCUUGUUGUCAGUCUGGCUCUUAUCUGGUAAAAAGAAAAGAAAAAAAAAAAAAAGAUAAUAUAAUAAAAAAAAUUCUAAGGAUGGGAGCCUUAUUGACCCUCAGGAUUCCCGGUUAUUAUGAUGGUAACCCUCACAAUCCCCGCUUGUUGUCUGUGAGCCGUGCUGCUGCCAAGGUGUAACCACCUCUUGUUGUGACUUAGUAAGUUUUUUGUAUGGAAACUUUUGUUAGUUCCCUAUUUAUAUUAAUGAUAAAGCAGUUUGGAGUGGAAAUAGUGGUAGCAGUCAGUCACCAUCGUUAGGAGCUGAUCCAGCCUCGUGCAUCCGCUUGUUACUGUCUUGUUUGCCUACUAAUGUAUUAUAGGUUUCCCACACAGAUGCCUUUUUUGUUUUAAGGAACUCAAGUUUGGAUACUGAAAAAUAAAAAAAAUGCAAUUGGGAAAUGAGUGGCUGUUAUGUAAAUUCAAAAUGGGUUGAUCAUGCAAUGUUCAUAUUUGAAGGAUGGUAGGUGGAAAUUGUCAAUUGGUUGAUAUUUUUCUCCUUUUUUUUAUUUUUUAUUAUUAUUAUUUUUUUACAUAUAUAUAUUUGCUGCCACCAACUGUGAUUAUAUGAAAUUGUGAAGACUUGUAAACAAUGUAUGAUGUAGUAUUUUCAUGUUACUACCUUGUCAAUAAUUGUAAAGCACCAGAGCAUACUUGUAUAUCACUGUAUAAGAUAUAAUUUAAUUGAAAUGGAGCACUUUUUUAUUGAAGUCAUUUAACAGAUUUAUUUUUAUGCCAAUGCCCUUUUUCUUCAACAUCAUGCUUUUGUGUCCAAAAUAAAACCAGUGCUUAU
This is a messenger RNA of Penaeus monodon (black tiger shrimp), 10354 nucleotides long. It is a transcript of the gene faf, whose product is annotated as probable ubiquitin carboxyl-terminal hydrolase FAF-X. The record is from RefSeq and is a predicted model, not a curated record. Gene Ontology annotation, molecular function: cysteine-type deubiquitinase activity; cysteine-type endopeptidase activity. Gene Ontology annotation, cellular component: nucleus; cytosol. NCBI's taxonomy places the organism in Eukaryota, Metazoa, Arthropoda, Malacostraca, Decapoda, Penaeidae. The coding region runs from base 88 to 7971 and encodes 2627 amino acids. The transcript is spliced from 51 exons. Gene Ontology annotation, biological process: protein deubiquitination; cell migration.